UGACGUCAUCACGUACAGCGGGACGUCUCGGAGAAGAUAAACAAAAAGGAAGGAAGCCUUCGGCAACACAAUCGCGGCAAAAUUGGUUCAAAAUUUUAGCUUGCAAGCUAUAGUUAGCGGCUACAUGCACUCUUUUAUUGCUUAGAAAGCUACCAAUAGGCGUUCACAACCAUGGACGACGCAGUAAUAUUCCGUAUGAGCGCAUUUUCCGAGCAAGGGGGGAGAAAAUACAUGGAGGAUGUUGUCGAGAUAAGAAUCGAGUACGAGCCGACGCCGUCGCCAGCCGAAGAUUAUCCAAAGUCGCAGAGACAUGGAGGGCAGGGAAAGGAGGAAAGCGAGCCCACCAAACAGACUGAAAACGAGACGCAUAGUCAAAACGUAGCUGCAGAGUCUGGUCCAGCCUCUGCUGUGUGGGUAGAGAGUUUGUCUAAUGAGGACAACAGCGGCAACAUCGGUGCACCAGGAUCCGGCGAAAAAGACGCAGAGCAUGUUGUCGACACUCGGAAGUCGGUGGCGUUUUUCGCCGUGUUUGAUGGCCACGGAGGCCGGGAAGCGGCACAUUUCGCAAGAGAGAACCUGUGGGGUUUGUUGAAAAGGCAGCGGGGGUUUUGGUCCAAGGAUCACAGUGAAGUGUGUGCAGCUCUUCGGAAAGGGUUCAUCGCCUGUCAUCACGCAAUGUGGAAAGAGCUGCCGGAAUGGCCAAAGACUAUCACCGGCUUGCCCAGUACAUCGGGCACCACAGCCAGUGUUAUUGUGAUCCGUGGAGUUCACAUGUAUGUCGCCCAUGUGGGGGAUUCAGCAGUAGUGGUCGGAGUAAAGGAAAACGACUCCGAUAUUAUGCUGCAGGCACUUGAAGUAACACAAGACCAUAAACCUGAACUUCCUAAAGAAAAAGAGAGGAUUGAACGACUGGGGGGCAGUGUAAUGAAGAAAUCUGGGGUGAACCGUGUCGUGUGGAAGAGGCCCAGGCUGACCCACAAUGGCCCUGUGAGGAGGAGCACUGUCAUUGACCAGAUCCCAUUCCUGGCUGUAGCCCGAUCCCUUGGUGAUCUCUGGAGCUACGAUUUCUACAGUGGGGAGUUUGUGGUUUCUCCAGAGCCUGAUACCACCGUGAUGACCCUCGACCCCAAACGACAUCGCUACAUUAUCCUAGGCAGCGAUGGACUGUGGAAUAUGAUGCCACCCAAGAAUGCUGUUAAUAUGUGCUAUAGCCAUGACAAAAUGGUGGGACCAAAAGGAAUGUCUUGCGCCCGUCGGCUGGGGUGCACGGCUUUACUGUUUUGGAAGGAACGCAUGCUACGCGCUGACAACACCACAGUCAUUGUGUUGGCCCUGCAGGAGCGUGGAGGCCCGCCAAUCCCUAUGCAUCGAGAUGAAAUUGUUGUUGACAUGGCUACAGGAAUUGACCACGUUCCAUACCCGGGAACUACUUAUAACACGUGUGAGAUCCCAAAGCAGAGUGACACAGAGAACGCUCUCUCACCAUUCAAAGAAAGACCCACAACUCUGGAGCAGGCAUUCGGGCUGUACGAAGCAGCUUUCUGUGCCACCACACAGCUCUUACCCGACGUAGACUCUGUAAGGGCCACGCUGCCCCCUUCAGAUGGUUCGGUGAAUGUUUUCGAAAAGCAAGAGCCAACGACCCAAAUGGACUGUAGUGCUUCCCCUCCGCUCAAAAGGUCUCGCCGUUGUUCGAGCGCCUCCCCUGAUCUUAAAGGUCCUCAUCGUCGGCUCGGCCGGUCCCCCAACAAAAGUCUGUCCCAGAAGACACCUCACGGCCAAACACCAAGUGAACAAUCUCGGCAAACUCGUGCUCAAACUAGAGAAAGAAGCUCCUCUGAGGAGCGCGGCAUCCUACCACAGCACCACAACGCUGCCUUGUGUGUGUGCUGAAUCUCGUCAACAGCUUCUGCCCCGACACUACAACAAUAAUCACCAAGUACCAGGUGUGCUGCAGGCCUGUUCCUAGAUGUAUACUUUUUAUACAAGCUCUGUUGUAAAUAUACGAGGAGUGGAGGUUGUAAAUGUGUUGCUGUUUUGCUCCCUUUCUCUCUUUUUGUUUUUGUUUUUUUAAAUUUUGCUCCUCUUCCUACCCCCUCUUUAAAUUUCAGUGUUCUAAUCUAAAAUCUGAAAUUUUUCGAAUUGUUCAAAAUGCCCUAUUUUCAUACUUUUUAAGUAUGUACAGUAUAUCCAAGAACUGUGACCCUCGAGAUCAUUCAUUUUAGAUUUUUAUUAAAGUAUUUUUCGAUUAUUUUACUUGAUGGAUGGUAUAAUGUGCCGGCCUUUGCUUGACUGGGGUCGAUAGCUCAGAUUGUUUGGAAUUUAAUAUAGAUUAAAUGUGCUUUGAUGCCAUUGUCUGGGAUUGUUUGACAGCUACUAUGCUUCAGUGCUGUGGAGUUUAAAGUUUUAAGGGUAUAUUCUACUAUUCUACAGUUGUCUGGAACCCCCUAGAGAUGGUAAUACUGUAGGAUGCAAGCAAUGGUCUGAGGUAAUUAUGCGGGUAUUGAUUUUGAAUCUGUGUUGUUUGUUUUUUUGUCUUUGGUUUAUUAAGUACCAUCAUGAUCCCAACUGUUACUCAGCAAAUUGAUUCUUAUGCAUGGCUUGUAAGGAGGUGUUACAGGGUCACUUCACCCUCAUCAGCCAAAAAAAAGCAUAUACUACAUGCUCUCAUCUUUUAGAUGUAUGUGAACUGACCCUUUAAUGGUAGGUCAUUUUGGCUAAAUUUUCAUGUUCCAUUCUAAGCACCUUCAUUUAAUUAUUCCUCAUCAUCUGUCCAAUUAAAUGACAAUUUUAUGUUGUGUUAAAAUUGGACCUGUUUGAAUGGUAAAAGCAGGAAUGGAGAUGGUUGGCUUUACUGGGUGUCUACCUGUCCACUAGGCACAAACACAAUUUCAACAUGUCUUCCUCUGUUCCUAUAUACUGUAUCUUCCGUGUACGGUUUGCAUCCAUAACUUGGGUUUUUAAUUCGCACAGACAACACUUUAUGGUAUGUAUGUUGAAUACAGUAAGUGCCAGAUUCACGACAAAAUGAUCAAAGUUGUAACUUGUGUUCAUAUGGCAGCUCAGUUACUGUUUUAGCUGAUUUGUUGCCUUCUUUUUACAUAAAAUGUCAUGGUUGCCUUAGCACAAUUGAGUCAGAGGUGCUUUUCAUAUGUGUUCAUAUUUGGGACCCAGACAAGUGAGAAUCUCCAGGAUAUGUCGGUGAAAGCACGGCUGUCGCCCGGCCUCGGCUGUUUAUCAUGCACCUUCAGUUCUACUUUGGUGUCAUUCUACCAUUUGCACUGCAGCACACUAAACCUGCUCCGUGUGGUUAAUGUUUCCCAAUGAUUUCGAGCAGUCUGUUCAUUUUUGUACAGUACGUCAAUAUGCAAUAGAAGUUUGUACAGUACAUUAUUAUGCAAAGUAAUUGGGUUUUUCAGGAGUCUGGCAUGCUCAGAUCUACUCUGUAUGUUGUGAAGUGUCCAGAGAUAAUGGAUGUUAAUGGGCAUGUGGUGUGUCUUGACAAUUACAAUACUUUGGUCUGACUUUGUAACCAAUGCAGCCAGUUUGCAGGACUGACUGUUACAUACUUUGAAAGUGACUGGAUAUAUAAUAUUUGUGUGUUGUAAUAAAGUUCUCAUUUUUCAAAUGGUG
Acanthochromis polyacanthus (spiny chromis) is the source of this 3633-nucleotide messenger RNA. Its product is annotated as protein phosphatase 1D-like. Gene Ontology annotation, biological process: protein dephosphorylation. Gene Ontology annotation, molecular function: protein serine/threonine phosphatase activity; cation binding; mitogen-activated protein kinase binding. The coding region runs from base 172 to 1893 and encodes 573 amino acids. The record is from RefSeq and is a predicted model, not a curated record. Lineage: Eukaryota; Metazoa; Chordata; Actinopteri; Pomacentridae. Gene Ontology annotation, cellular component: cytosol; nucleus. The transcript has 6 exons.